Messenger RNA from Anopheles maculipalpis, 467 nucleotides. RefSeq names its product NADH dehydrogenase [ubiquinone] 1 alpha subcomplex assembly factor 2. The record is from RefSeq and is a predicted model, not a curated record. The coding region runs from base 13 to 462 and encodes 149 amino acids. Gene Ontology annotation, biological process: mitochondrial respiratory chain complex I assembly. The transcript is spliced from 2 exons. Gene Ontology annotation, cellular component: membrane. Lineage: Eukaryota; Metazoa; Arthropoda; Insecta; Diptera; Culicidae.
CCGAACACAAACAUGGCCAACGGCCCACCUACACGCAACUUGUUGCGCAUUGUGUUGGACAAUUUUCUGAAAUCGUUUCGACCGCGACAGAUGAAGGGAAACUACGUCGGCGAAGAUUAUUUUGGCAAUAAAUAUUAUGAAAUUCCGCCCGAUCCGUCCGUUGGCCGUCGUCGUGCUUCACGCUGGUUCGAGCCAACUGCUAAGGAAGCGUACGAUCAGGAAAUAACUGCCGAAUGGGAAGCUUGGCUAAGGGGCCGCAGGAAGGAGCCACCGACGGAGCAGGAAUUGUUAAAAAAUUUAGCCAUCAUGAAAAUGAAAGAGCGUAACGCAGCUGAGCUAGAAGCAAAGUACAGUAAGCCAAAGGAUGCAGCUGCGCUGGAACAACAGCGAACCGGUAUGGGAUCGUUCCCGCAGUACGACGACUACGAAGUUAUGCCCGGGAAAGGAAAACACGAAAAGUAAAAAUA